Molecule: messenger RNA, 399 nt
Organism: Parnassius apollo (apollo)
Lineage: Eukaryota; Metazoa; Arthropoda; Insecta; Lepidoptera; Papilionidae
Source: the annotation of a GenBank genome assembly
AUGGAAAGAAGAUGCUUAUUGUAUUGGGAAAUUGAGAAUGCCUUAUCGGUAUAUGUUGAUAUACCUUCCGAUGAUGGUAGUUAUGCGGGUGGCGAUGGUUCGGAUAUCGAAGAUGAAGUUAUCAUUGAAGGACAGAGUACGACGUUGGAAGAAAUUUUUCUCGAAGAAGACUUCCAAGGUACAGGGAAAUUUGACAGCGAAGAUGACACACCUCUAACCAAAUUAUCUUUUUUUCAGCUUUUAGUUCCAUCAUCAUCACCAGAAUCACAACCAGGACCAUCUACUCCUGGUAGGCUCAGGUUGAAAUACAGGCUCCAAAAUGAAAAAAAAAAUCCUACUCAAUUCUACUUGCUGAUGAUUUUGUCUCCAUACAUCACGGACCUACUAACUUGUCUCUAG